This is a messenger RNA of Psilocybe cubensis, 666 nucleotides long. RefSeq lists its product as uncharacterized. Lineage: Eukaryota; Fungi; Basidiomycota; Agaricomycetes; Agaricales; Agrocybaceae. The record is from RefSeq and is a predicted model, not a curated record. The coding region runs from base 1 to 666 and encodes 221 amino acids. The transcript has 3 exons.
AUGGCCUCUAGUGAUUCUUUGCCGUCUGCGUACUACCUGAACGACACCAUGCAGGAUUCGCAAGAGAGUCGUGAGGAGCCUUGGGCAUCUACCUCUACACUCGUCAAUCCAGACCCACCUGUCAACUAUAUUUUUGACCGUAACAGCGUUAUCAGUGCUACGCUCUACACCCGGUCUGGUCCUGCGUACAGAAUCAUCACAAACAGCGAAGUCAAUCGGACGGAAUUAUGCGACUUGACGGACCACAAUAUUGUGGCCACUAUCAAAAGACGCGACUUUUUGCCUAAUCUUGUCGUUUUUGCUCAUCGAAACGGCAAGUCGAUGAAGAUUAAUAAAUGGCUUAAGCGUCGCAGAGUUGCACAAGGAAGUCAGAUGACGACUGUCAAUGACUUGGUGACACCGUCUGGGCAUUUUACUUGGAGGUCAGAUGAUAGGCACAGACUUGCUCUUUACCUUGAAAAUCAGACAGACUUUCCUAUUGCAUAUUCAAAAAAACUUCAAGACCCUCCUACUCUCGCUCUCUGCUUGAGAAGCUGCUCAGAUAAUGACCGGAUCGAAAUCAUCACCUCGUUCAUCAUACUCGAACACCGAUUGCGAAUGAAGGAGAAAACCCUACAGGGGAAUACACUAUACGGAGUGGGUAGCCAGUUUAUCAUGAUGCGUUGA